Molecule: messenger RNA, 1543 nt
Organism: Cucurbita moschata (crookneck pumpkin)
Lineage: Eukaryota; Viridiplantae; Streptophyta; Magnoliopsida; Cucurbitales; Cucurbitaceae
Product: cytochrome P450 CYP736A12-like
Exons: 2
Coding region: 1-1485 (494 amino acids)
Molecular function (GO): heme binding; iron ion binding; oxidoreductase activity, acting on paired donors, with incorporation or reduction of molecular oxygen
Source: RefSeq, a predicted model, not a curated record
AUGGCUUGGAUUUGGAUCAUUAUUAUCAUGUUUGCUCUUGUGCUUCUCUUUUGGCCAUGGCUGUUGAAGAACAAAGGCAAGAAUCUACCUCCGGGGCCCAAAGGGUUUCCCAUUUUGGGUAGCCUUCAUUUGUUAGGGAAGCUACCUCAUAGAGAUAUUCAACGAUUGUCUCAAAGAUAUGGGCCCAUCAUGCACAUGAAAUUGGGCCUUGUAAACACCAUUGUUGUGUCUUCCCCUGAAGCUGCAGCUCUGUUUUUGAAAACCCAUGAUCUUGUUUUUGCAAGUCGUCCAACAAAUGAGGUUUUCAAGCACAUGUCUUAUGGAGAAAGGAGCAUGGUGUUCUCAAAAUAUGGGCAUUAUUGGCGCAACAUGCGCAAGAUAUGCACACUCGAGUUGCUUAGCAAUCAAAAGGUCAAUUUUUUCAAAUCAAUGAGAAAGGAAGAGCUCAGCUUGUUGAUUGAUGAGCUUCGUGAGGCUGCCAAGAGUGAGGUGGUUGUUAAUCUUAGCUCAAAAGUUUGUUCUCUUAGUGCAAACAUGACAUGUUUGAUGAUCUUUGGCAAAAAAUUUGAAGAUAGAGACCUUGAUGAGAGGGGUUUUAAGUGGGUGGUACAAGAAGCCUUGAAAUUAGCUGCAGCUUUUAACUUGGGGGACUUCAUUCCUUUUAUUUCAGCUCUUGAUCUUCAAGGAUUGAUCCAACGUGCAAAAUGUGUUAAUAAAGUAUGUGAUAGGUUUUUUGAAAGGAUCCUUGAUGAACAUCUUGAAUCCAAGAAUGAGGAUAGUAAAGAUUUCGUAGACGUUAUGUUAGGCAUUAUGGGGUCGGAGGUAACCGAGUAUCAAAUUGAUCGAUCCAGCAUCAAAGCCAUAAUGCUCGAUAUACUUCUUGCGGCGACAGACUCGUCAGCCGUCACCAUUGGAUGGGCAGUAGCUGAGCUCAUCAAACAUCCACAUGUAAUGAAGAAGGUGCAAGACGAAUUAGAAAAGGUUGUGGGUUUGAAUAGAAUGGUGGAAGAAACAGACUUGUCUCACUUGACCUACUUAGAAAUGGUAGUUAAAGAGGUUUUAAGAUUGCAUCCCCCGGGUCCAUUAAUAGUUCCACACGAAGCGGUUAAAGAUUGUACGGUUAAUAACUUCCAUAUACCUAAAAAGUCACGAAUUAUAAUAAAUGUGUGGGCAAUUGGACGAAAUCCAAGUGCUUGGACCGAUGCUGAAAAAUUCUUUCCAGAAAGAUUUAUAGGGAGUCAAGUGGAUGUGAAAGGAAAAGAUUUUCAACUACUUCCGUUUGGAUCUGGUCGAAGAGGUUGUCCUGGAAUGCAAGUGGGUCUAGUCACGAUUCAUUUAAUUUUGGCUCAACUCGUGCAUUGUUUUGAUUGGAAGCUUCCAAAUGGUAUGCUACCAGCUGACUUGGAUAUGACGGAAGCGUUUGGUUUAAGCUGUCCCAUUGCUCAGGAUAUUAUGGUUACUCCUAUUUACCGCCUACGAGACUAAUACGUUGGUGAUAGCAUUGCCCAAAGCUAAAGAAGUUAAAAGGGUGUUAUGGGCUUUG